AUGAAAACUACCAGCCCUCCGCAUGGGCUUGGACUACCCAUGGAAUGGGCAGAGAUUGACAAGAUUGAUGAUUAUAUGAAAAAUCCAGAUGAACUCCAUGAGUACCCACGGAUACUCAUGGAUUUUGCGAGCCGGGCUGGAGCAACAAGACCUAGAGUAAGUGUAAAGGCUCAAAAGUCAAGUCCUUAG
Molecule: messenger RNA, 189 nt
Organism: Cetraspora pellucida
Lineage: Eukaryota; Fungi; Glomeromycota; Glomeromycetes; Diversisporales; Gigasporaceae
Source: the annotation of a GenBank genome assembly